AGCAAAUAUCAUCUGGGUUAUUCUCAAAACACUUCCAUUCUCUUUCAUUCCCAUUUUGCUCACAUAUUCCAUUUGGAUCUCUCUCUCUCUCUCUCUCUCUCUCUCUCUCUCAUUUUCCUUACAAAUACCAUUUGGGUUUGUCUCAGGACACUUCCAUUUUGCUCACAUUUCCCAUCUGGGUUUUGUUUCCAAACACUUCACUCUCCCUCACUUCCAUUUUGCUCACAUUUCCCAUCUGGGUUGUCUCCAAACACUCCUCUCUCUCUAUCUAUCUCUACAUCAAUAUCUCCAAUGGAAGCUCCAUCUCCCAUCCCUCUUCCAAAACCCACCCCACCCCAACAAAACCCCCCUUCCUCCCCCAAACCCUACAAGAAGAGCUUAUUCUCUUCCCUCAUCGAAGCCGCUACUCUCCGUUCCCCAUCCUUCAAAGAAGACUCCUACUUCAUCUCCAACCUCAAAUCCUCCGAACGCAAGUCCCUCCAAGACCUCAAAUCCAAGCUCCCCACCUCACUCGACCCUUCCUCCUCUUCCAUAUGGGGCAUUUCACUCCUCUCUACCGACGACGAUCGCACCGAUGUCGUCCUCCUCAAAUUCCUUCGUGCCCGCGAUUUCCGAGUCUCUGACGCCCUUUCCAUGCUCCUCAAAUGCCUUGCUUGGCGCAAGGACUUCGGCGCUGAUACCGUUCUCGAUGAGGACCUCGGCUUCAAGGAGCUGGAGGGGGUGGUAGCCUACAUGCACGCGCACGAUAGAGAGGGGCAUCCAGUCUGCUACAAUGCCUAUGGAGUAUUCAAGGACAAGGAGAUGUAUGAGAGGAUAUUUGGAGAUGAGGAGAAGCUGAAGAGGUUCCUGAGGUGGAGAGUUCAGGUGCUUGAAAGGGGUGUAAAUGUCUUGCAAUUCAAGCCAGGGGGAGUGAAUUCCAUCAUACAGGUUACUGAUUUGAAGGACAUGCCUAAGAGAGAGCUGAGGGUUGCUUCCAAUCAGAUACUCUCCCUCUUUCAGGAUAAUUAUCCAGAGAUGGUGGCUAGGAAGGUAUUUAUAAACGUGCCUUGGUAUUUUAGCAUGCUGUAUUCCAUGUUCAGUCCGUUCCUGACACAACGGACGAAGAGCAAGUUCGUGAUCGCAAAAGAAGGAAACGUUGCCGAGACUCUUUACAAGUUUAUAAGGCCAGAGGACGUGCCGGUUCAGUACGGCGGUCUGAGCAGACCGGAUGACAUGCAAGCCGGUCCACCUAAGCCGGCUUCCGAGUUCACAGUCAAAGGAGGGGAGAAAGUAAACCUUGAAAUCGACGGGAUUGAGGGGGGAGCAACCAUAACAUGGGACAUAGUAGUAGGUGGCUGGGACUUGGACUACAGUGCGGAAUUUGUGCCAGCCGCUGAAGGAAGCUACACGAUCGCAAUUGAAAAAACACGCCGGAUCGCUCCAAAUGAAGAGCCAGUCCACAAUUCCUACACAUCCAAGGAAGCUGGAAAAAUGGUGCUCUCCAUCGACAACACUGCCUCUAGGAGAAGAAAGGUCGCUGCAUACCGGUAUUUCGUGCGUAAACAAUCCACCUAAAAUGCCCGUUUCAUCGUAAGUGUUCGUUUUAAUUAAAUUGGACCCUAAUCAUCCUAUCAUAUAUAAAUAUAAGUAUGUAUAAAAAGAAGAAUUUUUUUCUCUAUUAUAGAGAAAAAAAGGUUUAUAUAAUCUCUAGAGAGGUAUUAUGAUAGAGUUCUUUUUAUCUGUUUGUUGGUUGUUUUGUGAAAAAUCAGGUGUAAUAAACCAAGGGUAGGAUAUGUCUUUUUAAUUUUUUA
Messenger RNA from Magnolia sinica, 1790 nucleotides. RefSeq names its product patellin-6. Lineage: Eukaryota; Viridiplantae; Streptophyta; Magnoliopsida; Magnoliales; Magnoliaceae. Gene Ontology annotation, molecular function: lipid binding. The record is from RefSeq and is a predicted model, not a curated record. The coding region runs from base 292 to 1554 and encodes 420 amino acids. The transcript has 4 exons.